Molecule: messenger RNA, 474 nt
Organism: Zymoseptoria tritici IPO323
Lineage: Eukaryota; Fungi; Ascomycota; Dothideomycetes; Mycosphaerellales; Mycosphaerellaceae
Exons: 1
Coding region: 167-463 (98 amino acids)
Source: RefSeq, a predicted model, not a curated record
GUUCAAUGUUCAAUGUUCAUUUCUCAUACUCGUUAAAAACAUCUCUCGCUUGAGCUUCCUCUUCUUGCAAUUCGAGCGCCCUGGUCUGGUCUCCAUGCACUUGUACAUCAGCUUGACAUAGAGAGAUCCUGCUGUUGAAACAUGUCGUGCAGACACUCUUCCGACAAUGGUGCGCCCAAGCAUCGGCAACGCGGCAAAUUUCUGCAAGCAUGUGAAGUGCAACUCCCAAAAGCACCAAAAUCAAUCCCCAGCAACAAGCAUGAACCUCGCACCUGACUCACAGCUCGCUCGGAACGGAAGGAUCACAGUUCCAAAAGGAACAACGACAUCAUCAACCGGAUCGAAGAACUGUACGACCAUUCGCUCGCUCGUGCCGCCUAUCGUCCGAAGCCCGGCGCGGCCGGACCUCCCGCCAUGCCCAAGGUCAUCGCAAGAUGAUUGCGCUGGUGAAAAGCGCCAAUAGGUUGGAAACCU